Molecule: messenger RNA, 909 nt
Organism: Xenia sp. Carnegie-2017
Lineage: Eukaryota; Metazoa; Cnidaria; Anthozoa; Malacalcyonacea; Xeniidae
Product: 50S ribosomal protein L21, mitochondrial-like
Exons: 7
Coding region: 21-761 (246 amino acids)
Biological process (GO): translation
Cellular component (GO): mitochondrial large ribosomal subunit; ribosome
Molecular function (GO): structural constituent of ribosome; RNA binding
Source: RefSeq, a predicted model, not a curated record
GCUGUGUGCCCAAAUCCAAUAUGGCGGCCCGAGCGACGAGAAGCGUGUUCCACGUUGGAAAAAAGUCCUUACAUCAUGUUAUGCUACGAAGGGUAUCUGUGGAAAAUAAUAUCAGAUAUUCGUUGAGAUUGCUUCAGAGAGCAAGCAUAUCUAGUUUCAAUGGCAAUCCUACUGUUCCUAACCUACUUCAGACUCUUUCUAAACGAGGCUCUCCUGCAUUUGUUGGUCACAUUAAAAGACUUCAGAAUCUUGCCGUGAACAUUGACACGGCAUUGUGCGAUGUGUCAACGAACCAAGAGAAUACACAACAGGAUAUUUCCUUACUUGAGCAAUGUGCAGAAGAUGAUGAUGAUCAAUUUCGAAAAAAAGAGAAUGAUGUGCUUAUCAAAGUUAAAGAAGAAGCAAAGUCAGCACAAAGGAGUGGAAAUAUUUUUGCCAUUGUACAUAUUGGUGGCAGUCAGUUCAAAGUUUCACUAAAUGACACAAUAAUGGUGAAUAAACUUCCUGUGGAAAUUGGAACAAGGAUUAAGAUUGAAAAGGUGCUUGUGCUUGGAAGUGAAAAUUUUACAAUUGUUGGGUGUCCUCUUGUGCAAAAUGGUUCAUCUGAGGUACAGGCAACAAUUGUUGAGCACAUCAAAGACAGGAAAAUUAUUGUUUUUAAAAAAAAAAAGAGAAAAGGCUAUAAACGAACGCAAGGUCAUCGCCAAGCUUUAAGUAUUUUGAAAAUUGACAAAAUCAGUUUGAAUGUGGAUGCAUUUUAAGGAACUAUAGGAUAUUUUAUAACUACUAUAGAUGUAAACAUGAAGAAAAUAGUUUUUCAAAAUCAUGGCCUGAGAUUUUCCAGGCUGAAAGAGAAUUUUUCAUAGUGAAUAUGACUUUUAAUCAAGUAAUAUAUGACAACAAAUGAAA